AUGUUCAAUAAAUUCUACGAAUGGAUCGGCUCAGGAAUAGCAAAUCUCCGUAACGGAGCGCCAGCUGAAGAUGAUCCUGGAGUUGAGGACGAUAGUCACUUGAGAAGAAAAAGACCAAUAAACUGCUUGGAGGAUGGAGAAGCUACUGAUCAGGAAGACAGGGUUGUCAAGAGGUUUAGAAUGGGAGAUUUUGUGGACACAGUGAAGAAUGCUGCUGUGGGGGUGAGGACCCAUGGUUCUAGCAUGGCAUCCUGGGUGCGGAAUAACGUUAGUCCGACUCUGAGGAACAUGCUGCCUGCUUCCCCUGGUCCUCCUAAGGAAGUCCCCUCCCUGGAGCCUUUAACUAAUGAUUCAGCGCCGGGAUCCUCGUGGCCUAAAAAUAAGUUUGUGGAGGGGACUCCAAAUACUCUUGAGGAGGAAUUUGUGGCACCCUCAUCUGCUGUUGAAUGGAAGACCAUCACUAAGUCAGACUCACUGAGGGUUGAAAAGUCAGUAAGUAUCUCAAAGGUCGGCAGACGGCAAGUUUGCAUGGGCGUCCAGUCCCGUGAGACACCCAAAACGAAUGGCCACUCUGCUAGUCUGCCCUCCUCCUGCACUCCUAAACCAUGCCCUUCUCCUCGCCUGGGCAGAGCCUUGCACCUCCGACUACUCAGGUCAUCAAGCCUGCACUCCACUCCUGCAGUAAACACAGGAAGCACAUCUUUCACCAGCAUGUAUGAGAGGACCUUUCCCAUACGCGUGGUUCAGAGCCCUCCACAUGGCAGCUCCAACCGACACUGCCGAACCAGAGCCCGCUGCACAGCACAAGAGUCAGUACGUGAGGAGGAGAAGGAGGUGUACAGACAGCUCCUUGCCAUGGUGUCUGGUGGCCAGUCUUCGCUCUUCCAUGACGGGAGCUCUCAUUCCAGCCUGCGUUCGCAUCGAGAUUUCACCAGCUUCCUGACGUCCAGUCGCAGGCUGCUGCAGUGUCCCACCCCCACAGGCUCAGCUCUGGGCGAGUCCUCCUUCGGCUUAUCCAGCUCAUCCCUCAGUCCGCAUCCAGCUUCCAGCCAGGCCUCCAGCACCCUGCCCAGCCCCAGGGCAGGCUCCGGCGGGCUGGAGCAGCAGCCGCAGCCGCCCUGGGCCCCAGACUCCGAGAACAGCUCCAAGGGACCAACAGCCAUACAUUCAGACCUGUCUCCAGCUGCUUUACAGGACACAUCAUCUCAGGACACACAAUCAUCAGCUCAUGAUGGGGAUUCAGUUAUUUUUGUGAAGGAACAGCAGGGCAAGAGGCCAGACAGCUCCAGUAUACCAUGUUUCCAGGCAGAACUUUGGAUCAAGGAACUGACAAGUCUGUAUGACUCGCGGGCGCGGGAGCGGCGGAGGCUGAUAGAGGAGCAAGAGGCUUUGGCAUCACGACUGUUGCAGCAGCGGCUCUCUGGGGAAGGCCAUGUCGGCCCACCUACCGUGGAGCUACAGGUACGGGUGCCCCUGGAGAAGGAGGUCCCUGUAGCUCCUGUUAUUGAGGAGCCAAAGCCUGUUGUGGAGGAGCCAGAGUUCCCAGAGCUAACAGAGGACAUGGAGGGGGAGGUAAGCAGGGCGUUGAGAGGAGGGAGUCAGGAUGAGGUGUUGAGUGAAGGUUUCCGACUCACCAUCACACGCAAAGACCUGCAGACCCUCAGUCACCUCAACUGGCUUAACGACGAGGUCAUUAACUUUUACAUGAACAUGCUGGUGGAGCGAAGCAAACAGCCUGGCCUGCCCUCCGUCUACACCUUCAACACCUUCUUUUUCCCCAAACUGCGUAGCGCCGGCUACUCUGCCGUCCGGCGCUGGACGAAGAAAGUGGAUAUUUUCUCUGUGGAUAUCAUUCUGGUGCCUGUCCACUUGGGGGUGCACUGGUGCCUCUCUGUGGUGGACUUUCGUAAGAAGAGUAUUACAUAUUUUGAUUCCAUGGGUGGAAACAACGAUGAAGCCUGUAGGAUACUGUUAAAUUACCUCAAGCAGGAGAGUGAGGACAAGAGGGGAAAACCAAUGGAUACCUCACACUGGACACUUCAAAGCAAAAAACGCCACGAGAUCCCUCAGCAAAUGAAUGGAAGCGACUGUGGAAUGUUCACAUGCAAAUAUGCCGAAUACAUCACCAAAGACCGGCCAAUCACAUUCACCCAGAAACAAAUGCCCUAUUUCAGAAGGCGAAUGGUUUGGGAGAUCUUGAACCAGAAACUGUUGUGAGCUGGGGCAUUUUUAUUUGUUUGUUUGUUUUUUAUUGGACUUAUUUUGUGAUGACAUUGUGGAGCGCGGUGGGCACUCCAGUGCUCUGGUCAGCUGCAGGAUUCAGUUUGGACCAGGGCCAAAAACAGAGGACAAAACUUCCUCAACUGGUGCUCUCCCAUUGGCCACCCCUCGGCUUACCGUUUCUGUAACGUACCAGUGAAGUGGA
This is a messenger RNA of Chanos chanos (milkfish), 2425 nucleotides long. It is a transcript of the gene senp1, whose product is annotated as SUMO specific peptidase 1. Lineage: Eukaryota; Metazoa; Chordata; Actinopteri; Gonorynchiformes; Chanidae. Bases 1 to 2217 code for a protein of 738 amino acids. Gene Ontology annotation, cellular component: nucleus. Gene Ontology annotation, molecular function: deSUMOylase activity. The record is from RefSeq and is a predicted model, not a curated record. The transcript has 18 exons. Gene Ontology annotation, biological process: protein desumoylation; proteolysis.